Messenger RNA from Anopheles coluzzii, 3190 nucleotides. RefSeq names its product nose resistant to fluoxetine protein 6-like. The coding region runs from base 1126 to 3186 and encodes 686 amino acids. The record is from RefSeq and is a predicted model, not a curated record. NCBI's taxonomy places the organism in Eukaryota, Metazoa, Arthropoda, Insecta, Diptera, Culicidae. The transcript has 3 exons. Gene Ontology annotation, molecular function: acyltransferase activity, transferring groups other than amino-acyl groups.
CCUUCUCUUUCUCUCUCUCUCUCUCUUUAUCUGAUAUAUGUACCUACUAUCAAUGGUCAUUUUCUAUCAAAGCACUGUAAUCGCCGCCUUGAUUGUUUAUUUUCAUGCAAAAAAUAGGAAGCAAAACAGCUAGAAGUAGCUCUUAUCUUAGCCCUGCGCUUCUUAUCUUACCCAAACAUAUGGCACAGGUGGAACUGGUCCUCUUCGAACAGGGCGGUCAUACGCUACCAGCACCUGGUUCCCUGUUACUUCUGUUACAAUUUCAAACAACACUACAGUCAACAGACCUGACCCGUGCCACACGCCUCAGCAUGAUAAGAAUGAUAAGGGCUGGCUUAAACUGGGUAACGUGGAGUACUGGUCGAUAGAGUAAUAGAGUGGCUCAAAGAUAAGAGGGAGUAGGGGGGGGGGGAUGCUAGUACAACAACCUGCCGCAAGCACUGUGCUCCUGUUCAAUAGAUCUUGUAGGAUAUAAGGUAUUUUGGAGCGAUAUUUAUCGUUCAGUAGCAAUGAAUGAAAGUACAUUGUUUACAGCGGUACCGGUGCGGUACGUUUACAGCGGUUUCUACUACGUUAACACGAAGCCUUCGUGAACGUAUUAUGUUCUGUUUAUUACGGUUUAGUUUGCUAUUUUAUGCUUCUUUAAACCUCCCGGGGGUUUCUUCAGACCCUGCUAUGAUACCACACCACGACACAAACGCAUGGUUUUCAAAAUGCGCGUGACCCGGGCGUAUCAAAUGCAACGUAAAACGGCAUGUGAUAAUACGAUGUAACAGACAAUAAAAGCGAUAAUCAAAAUAUAAUCACUCGCCCGCCGUACGAGUAAAGCUUCACAGUCUCUAAAGCUUGUUUUUUGCCAACCUGUUCGCAAUCUCCUCCCAAGCACAGCACCUCGCUGCUAUUAUGACAAAGCCAGCCAGUCAGGUGAUAACGGUCCUGCUACACACCUACCUAAGAUCGGAAGCAAUAUAAGCGAUAAUGACUGAAACUUAUGCUACGCGUACAGGUCAUGGUAAACGGCCAAAUCUCGUUCGCUAUUGAUCGAUCGGUGGGCGAAUACCUUAUCCUGAUAGCGAACCGUUAUCAAAAAGCUGGAAGGGGACCUCAACUGCGUUUGGUUUUAAAAUGAGUACACUCCGGUGCACCACGGCAGUUUGUAGUUUGAUCCGGAUUGUUCACACGGUGGUCAGCAGCAUGGCUCACCGUGCUCGUGUAGGCCGAGCACUGCUCGUUGCCUUUAGCGUCACGAUCUUAUGCGGUGCUGUAGUCCCUAGUGCCAACGCACAGCUGCAAAAGUUGAAUCAAAUUCCAAUUGGAUUGUUGGAGCAUCUCAAGCAAGUGUCUCAGUACUGGAACGCAACAUCUGCUACCGAUCAUGCCUGCCUCAACCAGCUGGAUGUAUUUGCGCGCUCUUUCGAUGCCGGUGAACCGUGGGCCCUUAGCAUGUUCGACUCGUGGGGAAAGAACCCGUCCGGCAUACUGUUCGGGAAUGUGUUCGAGUUCGGGAACUUCGACCAGUGUCGUCGUAUUUCCCACCAGGGAUCAUUGACCAGUAUCGGUGGCCAGCACUGUACUCUCUACAUCGAUCUUAGCCGUAUCGGCGUCCCCGUUCCUGCUCCACUACAGUACGGUGUGUGCGUACCGGACACGUGUGAGCCAGCGCUUGUGGCCCAGCUAACGCAGGCGUACUUUGCCGCCAAUCAAAUGUUUGUGGGCAAUGGACCGAUUCUGGAAAAGUUUUGCUACCGCGACGAGGACCGAUCCUUCCCUGCGGUCACUAUUGUAGCGAUCGUUCUUUUUUCAUUGUAUGGAGCGUUUCUGCUCCUGGCCACGGUGGUGGAUCUGUUCUUCUUCUACCAAAAACGGGAUGCUCCCAGCUACGUGAAGCGUUUCUCGCUGUACACGAACCUUGGCCACGUGUUCCGCAUAGUGCCACGAUCGGUGGGCAAGGACGGUGUGCUCGAGUGCGUCAACGGCAUCCGAGCGUUAUCGAUGCUGUGGAUCAUCGUGAAUCACGUGCACGAUUCGGCGUACGGCAUACCGACGUUUAACAUUCCCGUGCGCCAAGAGUACGCGGAAAGCUACUUCGGGGUACUGUUUCACCGGCUCGGUGGAAAAGCGGUCGACAUCUUCCUCAUGCUCAGCGGUAUGCUCGUUGCGCUGAAGAUGCUACGCGAACUGGAGCGAACGAAAAGGCUAAACGUGUGGGAGCUGUGGCUGCAUCGUAUCGUCCGUCUUACACCCGCCUAUGCCGCACUGAUUAUGUUCGGUAUCGCUUUCGUGGACGUUGUCGGUGAAGGAAUUCUCUACAAGCUGGUCGCCGAGGAGCUGCUGACCGCUUGCCACAAGAGCUGGUGGUCUGCGCUGCUGUACGUACAGAACUAUGUGCAUUACGAGUCGAUGUGUUUCGUGCACACGUGGUACCUUUCCGUGGACAUGCAGCUGUAUAUCGUGUCGCCGCUGCUCAUGUACCUGCUGUGGCGCUAUGGGAAACGCUUCGUGCCCGUCAUAGUGCUGCUAGCGAUGCUUUCGAUCAGCUGCGUUUUUGCCACCUUCAUGGUGAACGAGUACCGGCUCAACCGAGCCGCACCGAGGGGAGAUGGCCUGAUGCCACGCAAAACCUACCAUCCGACACAUGCGCGCAUGUCGGUGUGGUUGUUCGGUGUGCUAUUCGGUUACCUGUUGCACCGUACCCGGGAGGCGCGCGUGAAGCUAUCCAAACCGGCACUGGCACUCGGUUGGCUGUUGACGAUCGCGAUCCUCAUUGUGACGGGCUACUCCUUGAAGCAGCUGUACAUCGGUGACUACACGCGCAUCCUUCCCAUUGCGGACGCAUUCUACGAGUCGCUGCAUCGAUCGUUCUGGGCCUUUGCGGUGAUGUGGGUGAUCUUUGUGUGCGUUAACGAGCAGGGUGGCAUCGUAGAUCGGUUUCUCGGCUGUCCACUGUGGCAACCGCUGUCCCGGCUCUCCUACUCGAUGUAUCUCGUGCACAUCGCCAUACAGGCUAUCACGCUGACACAGGCUCUUCGGUUUCCGGUCGAGUUUACGGUGGUGAACAUAUUUUACACUUCGUUUGGGCUCAUUGGCAUCAGUGCUGUCAUCGGCACGGUGUGGUGCAUUGCGUUUGAGUAUCCAUUCUUCGGAGUAGAAAGAUACAUCUUCAAGAGAAAGAGAGCUUCGGAUUAAAGAU